GUGAGAGAGAUGAGAUCCAGGAUUUCAUCGAUCACCAUUCUUAACCUCUCCCGCGUCCAUUUCCUUCAUGUUGUGAACACGUCGGCUGUGAAGGAGGCGCACCGCCGCAAUAUUCGAAGAUGAAGUUGAACGUGAGCUAUCCCGCCACGGGAUGCCAGAAAUUAUUUGAAAUUGUCGAUGACCACAAGCUUCGAAUCUUCUAUGAGAGGCGAAUGGCUCAGGAAGUCCCGAUGGACACCGUCGGUGACGAAUGGAAAGGCUAUGUCGCCCGCAUCACUGGAGGAAACGACAAACAGGGUUUCCCCAUGAAGCAGGGUAUCCUUACCAAUGGUCGUGUCAGACUAUUGAUGAAGAAAGGUCACUCAUGCUAUAGGCCUCGUCGUGAUGGUGAACGUAAACGUAAAUCUGUCCGUGGAUGUAUCGUUGAUGCUAACCUCAGCGUCUUGGCCCUGAAGAUAGUCAAAAAAGGAGCUGAGGACAUUCCUGGCCUCACCGACAUCUCUAUUCCUCGCCGGUUAGGACCAAAGCGUGCUUCUAAAAUCCGUAAGCUUUUCAAUCUAACUAAAGAAGAUGAUGUCAGAAGCUUUGUCAUCAAAAGACCCCUGCCGGUUAAAGAAGGAAAGAAGCCAAGGACGAAGUCCCCUAAAAUCCAACGGCUAAUCACUCCCGAAAGACUACAGCGCAAACGUAGAUUAAUGGCCCUGAAGACCAGGCAGAUCAAGAAGAUCAAAGAGCAGAAGAAGGCAUACCUUAGAAUAGUAGGAAAACGUGCCCGUGACGCAGCUAAAAAGAAGAAGUUGGAAAAGAAGCGAAAGAGGUUGCUCAGCGAGUCCUCAACGACAUCAUCAAAAGCCUCCAAAAAGAAGAAGAAGAAGUAGACUGUUUUGUACAUUUUUACACCUUGAUAAAAAUAAAAUUUUUGUUUAUUUUUAAUCGGA
Bemisia tabaci is the source of this 938-nucleotide messenger RNA. RefSeq names its product ribosomal protein S6 (gene RpS6). Gene Ontology annotation, cellular component: ribosome. The record is from RefSeq and is a predicted model, not a curated record. Gene Ontology annotation, molecular function: structural constituent of ribosome. Gene Ontology annotation, biological process: translation. Lineage: Eukaryota; Metazoa; Arthropoda; Insecta; Hemiptera; Aleyrodidae.